GAUGAUGAUGAUGAUGAUGUACGUUGCUAUCGACGUAUAACGGGGCCUGUAGAUGGCUGCGCGCGAGACAUAGCGCCAACUUUCUAUUUUAAAGCGAGGGAGACAAGUCGGCGUGCAGCAAGAAUAUGAACGAACCCGACCACUUCGUAGAAUGCGACGAAGAUAGCGACGUUUGUACUAUAAAUUAAGGAGGCCGGCACUCGGUGGCGAGCACGGAUAGUAUAUGAUCGGUUUAUAAAGAAUGAAUGGAAUCGUCUUGACCUAACAGCCGAUAGAACCGGCUGGAAUACUGAUAAACUAUGUCGAGACGGGGCCCGAUGCGAAAUUUGUAUGCCUUUUUCGCGCAUUUCCGCCUUUCAUGUUAAAUGGUUUUCAAUCGUUUCGCCAGUAAUUUAAGUUACUUCGUACUUUUUUGUUUUGUUUUGGAUUUCUUCGAGUGGCGUCAAACAGAAAUUGGCGAGAUAGAUAUCAUUUAAAAGAGUUUCCUCGUAUAAAUAUGUAUUUUUUAUAUGUAAAAUUUAUUGAGAAUCUCCUUUAUUACCAUCGAGUGCCCCCCAAGGGAAGACGCUUGUAAUUGUAAUCUUUGUAAUUAACACGUUCUCUGGCACGUUACUCAUGUGCAAGCGAUAACGUUAUCUGGCGACAUACAAUGUCUCUUAUGCACGAGUGAUUUCGUUUUUAGAAUCACGUCAUGCUCAGCUGUGAUUCAUAGAAUGUUGCAUGUGUAUUUCUGUAUUGUCUGAAUGAGCUUUCCAGUACCAAUGCUGGAAUUCGAAAUUUCAAAAUUUACUAAUCAAUAUUAUGUAUUAUAAUUUACGCAUUAUAAUUUAAAAUUCAAAGUUCAAAGAAGCCAAGAUUUAAAACGAUAUCUGAUGAGAAAACAUGUUAAACAAAGAAAUAACUCCAAAAGAAGAAUUAAAGUAAUUUUAAGCUGGAUGGAAGUUGACAAAAAUUCUAAACUAAAAUGCAUGGCCACAUUGCAAGUAUAAUGAUAUAUUCUAAAUACUCUAUCCAUCUUGGAAGUUGUAUCUAGCAGCAUGUAAAUCAUAAUCAAUUUUUGGAUUAUGAGGAACCAUGGACUGACUCGUCGUUUUACGCUGUAGGUGAUUUUGUUCCCCCAUGUGUACCAGGUAUGGGAUUAACUGACAGGGAGGCUGCCGGUGUUCAAGUCGGACCUGACGGGGUGGUCACAGAUGACAACGUCAGCACUCACUGCUGCCUGGUUGCCAUUGGGCGACUACAGGUUACUAGUACACCAAAUAGUAGCGAUUUAGCAGGUUCCAAUAGCAAUAAUGAAUUUAUUUCACGUCAUUCGGCAGAAGGUAAAUUCACCUUUGUGGACCAAAGAGUCGGUGGAAUUCUAGGGUACACACCGUCCGAGCUCUUAGGUCAUCCGUGCUACGAAUUCUUCCAUCCGGAGGAUUUGACGCAUAUGCGAGAAAGUUUCGAGCAAGUGCUAAAGAUGAAAGGACAGGUGGUGUCUGUAAUAUACAGAUUUCGAGCCAAAAAUCGUGACUGGGUGUGGUUAAGAACGUCCGCAUUUGCAUUUUUAAACCCGUACAAUGACGACGUUGAAUACAUUGUCUGCACGAAUACACAUGCCAAGUCAUUCCAUCCUAGUAGUGAUGGUCAGACAGAAAAUGAAGCUGUACCUGCUUAUGGACAACCUGGCCUUGAUUAUUCCCUGCAGAGACAUCCUACCAGAGAUCCUCUUUAUUCUGGGCACCAUAUGAUGCAGCAUCCAGCGACUGUCGCUACAGCUGGCCCUCAACAACCUAGGCCGUCCAGUACGCAAAACGUUUAUCAGGGAUACGAAACGACGCAAUCGCCUAUAGCUUAUGGUUCCCCUGGCCAACAAAGUGCGUCUUCUUCUGUUUUAAGCAGAAUUCAAAAACCAGCUAACACAUCGCCAACUCCAGUGCAACAAGGGUGGGCUAUUGGAAGACAGCAACCUGUGACAGAAGGAUACCAGUACAAUCAAUUAAGUCCUUCGAGGUCGCCGAAUGGACCAACAUAUACUCAAUUAAGUAGCGGUGCUAGGACACCAGCCACGCAAUAUCAUGCAGUCACAACUGUACCUAAUAACCCCGGCAUGUGGGGAUGGCAAAGCCAACAACAUCAGGCGCCUCAGCAAGAUGGCGGACAAUCAAAUCCUCAGGUGGCUGGACAAGCACAACAACCACAUCCUUCGCAAGGUGGACCCGGCACACAGCCACAAGAAUUGUCAGAUAUGUUACAAAUGUUGCAAGAUCAGGGUGGAGCGUCCGGUUUCGAGGAGUUAAAUAUGUUCAAUACUAAUUUCGAGUAGCGACAAGAAAACAGCAUGGCCGAUAAACGUCUAUCUUAAGGAAGCUUUAGUAUUCGAGUUUCAUUUAAUUGGAGUUUGUUCCAAGUAUCGUAAAUCACACUUUUACUUGAGCAUUCAAUUAUGAUAACGAGAGUUCGCCAGUCAGCACCUCACGCGUAAAUUUCAACCAAAUUGACUAACUUUACGAUAGAGAUUUACCUGACUUACACAGAUUGAUUUGUCAGCGCUUCCAUUCCGCUAGAACUAUUCUGUUGUAGUUAACGAUUUUAACGAUCGUACGAUAGCUUGCGCGAUAAAUUAUUCGGAAUUCGUUUUGCGAAAGUGCCAUUAAAUAUCACGUUGG
Molecule: messenger RNA, 2651 nt
Organism: Heterotrigona itama
Lineage: Eukaryota; Metazoa; Arthropoda; Insecta; Hymenoptera; Apidae
Source: the annotation of a GenBank genome assembly